AUGGAAGAAAAGUUCAUUCAUAGGGUUGCUUCAAAUAAUAUAGGAGCAACACGUGCUCAUAACGUAUUAAGCAGUAUUAGAGGUUCUAGAUAUCUUGUGCAUGGAACAAUAACAGAUUUUAAAAAUUGCAGAAGGGAUCUUAAUGUUUUUAUUGGUGAGAAUGAUGCUCAAAUGUUAAAGGAUAAAAUGGAAGGAAGAAGAGAUCAUUUGCAUAAUUUCUCAUUUGAAUAUAAGUUAGAAAACAGUGAAUUGUCUGCUUUCUUUUGGGCUGAUGAAACUGCAAAAUGCAAUUAUGAAGCGUUUGGUGAUAUUAUAUCUUUUGAUGCAACUUAUAGGACAAACAGGUACUGUAUGGUUUUUGUACCGUUUACUGGUGUGGAUAAUCAUAGGAAAUGUGUUACGAUUGGAGCUGGGAUGAUUACAAAAGAAAAUAUUGAAUCAUUUACAUUUUUGCUAGAAAGUUUUCUGAAAGCAUUCAAAAAACAACCAAACAUAAUUGUUACGGAUCAAGAUCCGGCAAUGAAGGUUGCUGUGUCAAAAGUAUUCACUGAAUCAAAACAUAGACUUUGCACGUGGCACAUUACAAACAAACUUCCAACAAAGGUUUGUGGAGAUGUAGAAAACAAUGCUGAGUUUAAAAGUAAGUUUCAUAAACUUGUUUGGAGUAUUUAUACUGGACCUGAACAAUUUGAGAAGAGAUGGAGAGAGUUGAUGGAAGAAUACAAUCUUUUGGGAAACAAAUGGCUGUCAGUUAUGUAUGAAAUUCGACAUCGAUGGAUUCCAUCUUAUUUUAAAGAUGUUGAAUUUUGUGGAUUAAUGAGAACAACUUCAAGAUCAGAAAAUAUAUACAAGAAACGCUAG
This is a messenger RNA of Helianthus annuus (common sunflower), 861 nucleotides long. Its product is annotated as protein FAR1-RELATED SEQUENCE 5-like. The transcript has 4 exons. Gene Ontology annotation, biological process: regulation of DNA-templated transcription. Bases 1 to 861 code for a protein of 286 amino acids. The record is from RefSeq and is a predicted model, not a curated record. Lineage: Eukaryota; Viridiplantae; Streptophyta; Magnoliopsida; Asterales; Asteraceae.